AAUGGUGGACAAGGAAUGCAUUAUGGUGUAUCGUUAUUUGUCUAAUCGGCUGUACAACCAUAAUUGAGUACUAUAUGAGAAAUUUUAGACUUAAGACUAAUGUUCUUUCAAACAAUGAAUGUUGAUAAGGCUGAAGUCAUUCAAGUAGGCAUUUUGUGACAUUGAAUAGGAGAGGGAAGUUAUACCUGCAUUAAAAUUUAAAGGUUAUUGAGAAACCUGCAAAACAGGAUAAUAUUCUGCAUGUUCUUUCUGCGUCUUAAAAUCAUUCCGAUUUCCAGAGGUCAACAGCUUGAAAAACAAAGAUUACUUCUGGUUAUAUGAUGGCAAACCGGGAUCUGCUGCAGACAUUCCCAUGCUGUGUCUUUAUUGCUGGAGUUUUUGUAUCGUAUGUUACAACCCCAUUAAUCUGCAAAAGCCUUGAUUUGAGGAAUGAUCAAGGAAACCAGUGCUCCGUUCAUAACAGACUAGUGAAACUGAAGGUGCCACCACCAGAGGACUGUCCUGAUGAUGAAGUGAUGGAUCUGGCCCUGUACCUUAUAGUGAUUGCGUCCAUUUUCCUCUUUCUUGUUAUAUUUUUUCUUUGCAUCUGGUGGAUUGUCAUAAUAAGCUCAAAAAGGAACCAAAAAGCAGAAAUUGGAAUUUUAAGCAUUUUCCUUGCUAGUACUUUAGCUGUUGUUGGAUUCAUGAUCUUUUGCUAUAGUUCUUUAGACACUGUCCAAGGAAAAAAUGAAGAAAUGAAUUUCGAAACUCUGCACACAAACAUGAAAUCAUCCUUAACGGGCAAUUUUGUGAGUGAUAAUAUAAAGAGUGAAAAUGAAACAUCAAACCAAUGGAGUAGGAUGUUAAUAGAAUACAAAUGUUGCGGUGUAAAUACUGUCUUCGGGACAACUAAUGAUUUUGACACGACUCCCUGGUGUACAACUAAUGGUUCCUGUCAGCUAACAAAUUCUCAGAUUCCAAAGUCCUGCUGUCUCGGAGUCAUUUCGGAGGACCUCCAGUCAGCUCAUGACGACUGUCAUGCCAAAGUCACCCAGAAAACAUAUAACGAAAAGGGGUGCUUUUUGACAGUUAAAGAGAAGUUACUUGAAAAGAAAGAGCAACAGAGACUGAAAAUAAAGGGGGUUCUUGAGGAGGAAAUAAAAGUGUUCCCCAUAAUGGGAAUAUGUGUACUUUUGCAAAUUUUUGGUAUAAUUCGGAGUGCUUGCAAAAUCGGGGAAGAAGACGAAGAAGACGAAGAAGACAGCGAACAUGCAAACAGAAGGAAUCAAACAGAAGACUCCAAUAACACAAACGGCAUUAUGAUUAGCCCUUUGUAGCUUUUUAUCAAACUUACAUAUAAAAGUAUUUAACCCUAUCUCAUAUUUCGGACUGAUUGAAAUUCUAAUCGAUAGAUAUCACACUUUUCAUUUGAUAAUUUGUUUUUAAAAAAUCGCAAAUCCAAAAAGGACUUCGAAUCAGGUUUUUGAAUCAACGUCCAAUAUCAAACAAAGGUUUCAUGACUCUGAAGACGUUCAUAUAAAACCAGGAAUAAGAAAAAGGCAGAUGCAGUUCAGUUUAAUAAGUAAUCAUAUUUCAAAAUCAUAAUAUAUAUUGUAAAAACCAAACAUAAGUUUUACACACUAUUAAAAAAAGCAUGCUGUGUAAUGUGCAUAUGUAUUAAUCAUGCUUAAAAGAAACAUAUUAAAAGCAAUAAGAAAACAUUGAUGUAAUCAUCAAUUGUCGCCCGGGAAAAAGAUAAAGAAAACAAUGGAAAUGAGUCUUGAUCAACAAACCGCUUCGAUACGUGUGAGAAAGGAAUGCGUCUAAAUAAUGGAGACGAUAGUCGAGAAUAUUUUAAAAACUGAUAGUCGCAUGAAAAUCGAACAAAAACGAUACCCUUUCAAAUUCUAUCAAUUACUCAAGUACAUGUAACUGUGGACUGCAUUAAAUAUACAUUAAAAUCAGAAACAUGCAUCACCUGUUUUAAAAAAUAUAUUUCACACUACUGUGAUAUCAAUAUUUCUGAAUCACCAUUCUAUGUGAGAAAUUUAAAUUGCUGUUUGUUAAAUUAUCACACUUUUUAUUUCUUUUGUUCUGUAGCAGUCCAAUUUUGAAGGAUAUCAGCAUUGAGACAGUCUGAUAUUACUAUUAAUAUCAGACUGCUCACUAAUAUCGGACGGCUACAGGUAAAUUUUUAGACUGCAAGAACAAAAAGCAAUGUUUUAACAAGCUCGUUGAACCUCACAUUAAGCAAGAGGGAACUUAAUUAUAUUCCAAAUGAUAUCAAGAACUUUUUUCUUAUUUUGUAUGGUUUUAUGGACUUUGAGACUGAAUACUGUUCGUUAUCUCCAUAUCCUUCUUCUAUAUCUUUUGUAUCAUUUUUGCCCUGUAUAUAAAGUCUUUCAGAUUAUGAUAAUUGCAAAACCAUAAAACACGAAAUGCAUUUGUAAAUGAACUUUUGAAACAUUGAAGGUAAGAAACAAGGACAAAUUCUGGCAAUCUAAUAAUCAUGUUUACGGAAUAUUCCACCUGUAACUUGUAUUGUGUACUCAUUAU
This is a messenger RNA of Saccostrea cuccullata (small rock oyster), 2535 nucleotides long. RefSeq lists its product as uncharacterized. Gene Ontology annotation, cellular component: plasma membrane. The record is from RefSeq and is a predicted model, not a curated record. The transcript is spliced from 8 exons. Bases 318 to 1316 code for a protein of 332 amino acids. NCBI's taxonomy places the organism in Eukaryota, Metazoa, Mollusca, Bivalvia, Ostreida, Ostreidae.